Thlaspi arvense is the source of this 855-nucleotide messenger RNA. NCBI's taxonomy places the organism in Eukaryota, Viridiplantae, Streptophyta, Magnoliopsida, Brassicales, Brassicaceae. The record is from the annotation of a GenBank genome assembly.
AUGGCGACUCCGAAGCGGCUGAAUUUCGCCGAUACUUCUAUGGAGAAACCCGACUCAACGCAUGCAGCAGAAGAAGAAGAGCCGAUCAAGAAGACGACAACGAAGAAGAAGAAAUUAACUUCUCCGGUGACCAAACGGAUCUGGAACGAGGAUGAUGAACUCGCUAUCUUAAAGGGAUUAGUUGAUUACAGAGUAAAGACAAGAUUCGAUCCCAAUUUCGAUUGGGAUGGUUUCUUCAAUUUCGUCAAAAGCUCCAUCAAUGCAAAUGUCUCCAAGGAGCAGAUGUUUAGUAAGAUCAGGAAGCUGAGAAGAAAGUUCGUUCUGCACAUGGAGAGAAUCAAUGAAAGAAAAGAUCCACUCUUUACAAGGUCUACUGAUUCUCAAGCCUUUGGUUAUUCCAACAUGAUCUGGGGCCAAAAUGAUGUUGAUGUCUCUAACGGAGACGACAUGGAGAAAACACAUCAGAUUGAGAAUGGCAAUCAGAAGGUUGAGUUUAAGGAGAAUGGGCAUGUGGGUAAUGAUGAUGAGCCUGUAAACGAAAAUGGGGAGGAGAAAAGAGAAUCGCUUCAUCGAGUGGUGGGUGUUGACAAAAUUGAUGGAAAAGAGAGUCAUGGUGAUGAAGAUGGUGAUGAGUUUUGCGCGGUGAUAGACGCAGUUGAGACCAUGAUGUCGCAUGGAUUAAGUGAUUAUCAAAAGAAGCUGCAGCUUGAGAAGCUGAUGAACAUUGGAACAGGGAAAAGAAAAGAGUUGAGUGAUGAAUGGAAAGAGUUAUGUGCUGAGGAAGUGAAGUUGAAUAUCAAGAAGGUUAGGUUUUCUGCAAAGGUUGUAGAUGCAGCAAGUGAUGGGAUGAAAUGA